Molecule: messenger RNA, 5575 nt
Organism: Topomyia yanbarensis
Lineage: Eukaryota; Metazoa; Arthropoda; Insecta; Diptera; Culicidae
Exons: 2
Coding region: 1773-5450 (1225 amino acids)
Source: RefSeq, a predicted model, not a curated record
UGUCAUUAAAGUGAAUUUUAGCUUUUGAGAAAUAGUUAAUUAAUGAUUCAGUAAGUUCAUAAUUUUUUUUCGAAAUCGAAUUCCUUGAAUCACGCAGAUGUGUUUUCAUACCCGAAUAUUCAAAAACGGUUUAGUUUUGUCCCUAAAACCCCAGUGAAGCAAUACUCUGUAUGCGACGGUCUCAUUUUUAGUUGGAAAAUAGGUAAGCGAGGAAUAAAAAUACAAAAUCUCCGCCGUUCGUGAACGGAUUUUGAUAAUCUAUAGCUUGUUCGAAAGGUAUUUUUACAAGAUUUCUAACAAGUAGUGCGGCUACAUUUGUAAGUAGGGGUUUGCCCACUACUCGGGUUCUUGUUUGCCAGGCGAACCCUUCUUUUCAGGGCGGCCUAGGUGCCUCUACAGAAUUUCGGAUUUUCGUUUCACAACAAAAAGUAAACAAACAAAUAAACUAAAUUUACCAACUUUUAUUUGCUGCGUCCACUCUCCCUGCACUGCUAUACACGAUAAUUAAUCGGCUGCUGCUGGCGACGUGUGGUAUCUUCCGACCGACCGGGUCAACAACGGCCGCGUUCUCCUUCGGUCGUAUCUUCGUUGGCUGCUCCGGCAGCGGUUCUUGUCUUUUAGCUAGCGAGGUGAGCUUAGCUCCUUUGUUGGAACCUCCCUAGCGACGGUGGUGAUAAAUCACCGGAUCGUCUACUCGCCGUAAACGAUCCCGGAAGUCACCGCAGUGCACUUCUCAGGGGGAACCUUUGUCCGCCCUGCUUCGUUAUCCUUGUCGAUUAACUGUGGAGGAGAGCUAGGCUCGUUCGUACCGCCGCAUAGCUGUCAUCGCUAUGUGUAGCAUAACCAGUACACUUAUAUCAGCAGUAGGAGAGCAAUGGCCUAUCUAAGCCCUAUGUUAUUUAUACAUAAAUAUGAAACAAAAUUUUCUACGCCUAUCUAGACCAACAGAAUCGUGCACAAAAGCUAAAACAAGCACAAUUUACGAGAAAAAGUGAACGAUUAUAAGGAACAGCGGUGAGGGAAUUGAAUUAUUGAACAAUUAUCUCAAAAACUCAACGUAUGGGUUGGGUUGGGUAUUCUUGCAUAGAAUGUUUGGAAAAGAUCGGUUAAGUAGUUUUUGAAUGACAGAUGUUACUACAAAGCCCCUCGUCCACAAUUAAUCUUCUUUACCCGUACCGUACAAGUAAACUAAACGUCAGCCAAUAGGCAAUGACUCAUGAGAAUGUCAAAUCAAAGAAUUAUAAAAACGGUCUUAGCUUACGUCUUAGAAUCUAGUGAUCGAUGGUGUUAAAACGGUAAAUUUACUACUAAACUUAAAACUAUUGAAAUAUUAUACUACAUCUAACUUAUAGGCUACAAGUAAACUAAAAUCUAGUGGUAUUUAAAGACGGUAUUUAAAGGUGAUUUAAAGAUAUUUCGAUAUUGAAUUGAGGUAUUAAAUAGCGGACUGUAUUAUUUCUAAUCGCCCUUAAUAUACUUGGUCUAGCCUAGAACACGACCAGAUUAGAGGUAACAUAAAACAUGACACAGCAAUCCUGUGAAUAAUCGCUAAAACCUAACCUAACUUACAGUAGCUAAUACGUGGAGUAAACUACCAAGGAGGAAACAAUUAGAAGCCUAAGAGGGCACUAAACGUAAGAAUUUACCUAUUCAACUAAAUACUAACUAAUGUAAAUCUAAAAUUUUAGGGAUUUUAUAAUCCUCGUAGAAUAAAGAUUAUAAAAUCGGAAAGGCCGUGGUUUCUCUGCAACAACUUAUAAAAUCCGUUUAAAAUGCCAUCAAAGAAAGUUGGCAACAAAUCGGCGAAGAUUCCGCCGCCGACGAACGUGAGCUGCAAUAUGUGCAAUUCUCCGGACAAUAGUCGAAUGGUGCAGUGCGACGACUGCAACAAGUGGUAUCACUACAGCUGUGUACAUGUAGAUGAAGGGAUCGCUGAUUACGACUGGUGCUGUGACGAAUGCGUGACGAAAAAGUCCCAGCCAGCGGGAACUUCAACUCCAGUCUCCUCUAAUGGGCAGGAGCUGGCUGUUACCAUCGUAGAUGAAUCAUUGACGGUCGCGCCAACAACAAAAGCUACUAACGUUGGUGAUAACGCUCUAUCUGCCACCGGGGCCACAGGGCCAACGCUACAAUGUACGGAUAAUAGUGACAACGCAAAACUACGUCAAGAAAUCGAAAAAUUACGCUGCAUGUUUCAGACACAGCGUACCAAUUUUGAACAUCAGAUCAAUAUGCUAGAGGAGCAGAAAAACACAUCGAUGAACGAGCGGAUCUACAAACUCCAAGCACAAUGGAGUAUGCGUGAGAAUCAGCUACAAAAGGAGAUCGCACUUCUCAAGCGAAAGCCUGACAAUGUUGCUAUAGAGACAAAGUCACAGAGUGAAACAAAGUCAAUCGUGUCAUCAAAACGAACGACAAAAGACCGUGAACGUCGUCUAAUAGCUCUAAAAGAACGGCAAGCUUUGGAAAUGAGACACCUUGAAGAACAACUCGUGCUGAUGGAAGAAUGCAGUAGUGAAUACGAGUUCGCAAACGAAGAAGAGGAAAAUAUCAGCUGUAAGGAGAAAGUUGAUAAAUGGUUGGAGAACGGACCUCACCCCGAUACUUCCAUAGCUCCUACGCCGGUCUGCUCCGACGUACUAUCCGUUACUUCAAAGAGAAACACGAAUAGCAACCGCAGUACGACCGGUAACUAUUCUCAACACGCGCGGGCUCUCUCAAAAAACCAACUGGCUGCACGGCAAGCCGUAUCUAAAGAUCUACCAACCUUCUCCGGAGAUCCUGAGGAUUGGGCCCUAUUUUUUGCCACAUUCGAGAGUAGCACUGCAAUGUGCGGGUAUACCAACGAGGAGAACUUAUUUCGCCUUAGACGCUGUCUAAAAGACAAAGCCUUCGAUGCAACGCGAAGCUUGCUGCUACACCCAGACAAUGUGGGUACGGUGAUGUCUACGCUGAAAACCUUGUUCGGGCGACCUAACCUUAUCGUUGGGGCAAUGAUCCAGAAGAUUCGAGACAUACCACCACCGAGAAUCGAAAAACUGAAUACAAUGAUCAAUUUCGGCGUAUCAGUACAGAACUUAUGCGCUACUAUACAGGCCUGCGAGUUAGACGAGUAUUACUACAACGUAACAAUCCUUCAGGAACUAGAAGAAAAAGUUCCACUAACAGUUAAACUUAGCUGGGCGCUAACCCGCAAACCUAUUCGGAGAGUGAAACUCACAGAUUUUAAUGAAUGGCUUAAAACAAUCGUGGAAGCUGCUUGUGAAGUUACUACCCCGGACGUGGACAUAGUCGGGAAAACAGAGAAGAAGAAGAAUCAAGGAUUUUUAAACGUUCACUCCGAGUGUCUGUCGGAAAGCCCGCGUGAGCCAGCGACAGAUGAUUGUAUCGUCUGCAAAUCGGAUUGCGAGACCGUUGCCAGAUGCAAACGUUUUUUGUCUAUGAACGUAGAUAUGCGCUGGAAAGUAUUAAGAGCCUGCAAACUUUGUCGUAGGUGCCUAAGAAAGCAUUUCACGUCCUGCGACGCCAAAGAUCCAUGUGGGCAAAAUGGUUGCACAUUUUUACAUCACAAAUUGUUGCACAAUGAUACCAAGCACAGGGACGCAAGAUUAGCGCCACCCUCUCCACCUACAGAUUUAAAUCAGUGUUGCAACAUUCAUCGCAGUGGCGUCGGUUCCGUAUUCUUUCGGUACGUACCGGUUAUUAUAAAAGGAAAAGGGAAAUCAAUUGCAACGUUUGCGUUCCUUGAUGAUGGGUCAUCAUCAACCCUGAUGGAACAAGAGCUUUACAACGAACUAGGCUUGGAAGGAACCCCCCAGCCACUCUGCCUGAAUUGGACGGGUGGAACCAGUAGGUGGGAAAAGAACUCGGUUAAGCUUUCGGUCGACAUAUCAAGUGUGCACAGCCCUGAUAAACAAUAUCGCCUAUCCGGAGUUCAUACAGUCGCAGAACUCAGACUACCAGAACAGACAUUGUCGAUCGAAGAUCUGAGUCAGAGAUAUAAGCACCUCGAAGGACUUCCUAUUCAAUCAUAUUCCAGAAUCGCUCCCAGAAUAUUAAUCGGGAUGAACAACUGUCGACUCGGGCAUGUACUAGAUAGUAGAGAAGGCAGAGAUAACGAGCCUUCAGCAGCUAAAACUCGACUGGGUUGGAUUGUAUACGGUCCGUGCUUCAGCUCAUCACAACCAAAUACAAUUAUCGAUCACGCCGUUCAUCGUUCGUAUCAUAUCUGUGCUUGUAACAAAAGCCAUGACGAGGACUUACACGCAGCCGUUAAAGAGUACUUCGCUUUAGACAGUAUGGGAAUAAUUUCACCCCGCAAAAUUCUACAAUCAAAGGAGGAUGAGCGCGCCAUACGUUUACUUGAACAGUGCACCACUCUAAAGAACGGAAGAUACGAAAGCGGUCUUCUUUGGAAGUACAACGACGUCCGGCUUCCGAACUCCAGAUCAAUGGCACUCACGAGAACGAAAUGUCUAGAGAAACGAAUGGAACGUGAACCAGAACUAGCCAGUAUGCUCAAAUCUAAAAUAAGCGAAUAUGAGGAGAAAGGUUAUGUACGAAAGUUGACCUCUACAGAACUGAAAAUUCAUCGCAAUCGAGUGUGGUAUCUACCGGUUUUUCCGGUCGUCAACCCAAACAAACCAGGCAAGAUUCGCAUUGUCUGGGAUGCAGCAGCGGAGGUCCGCGGAAUAUCUCUGAACUCGCAACUUUUGAAAGGACCCGACCUACUCAAUUCUCUAGUUUCGGUACUGUAUAUGUUUCGAGAAUAUAAGAUCGCCAUUACAGCGGACAUACGCGAGAUGUUCCACCAAGUGAGAAUGAACGAGAAUGAUCAACACUGCCAGAGAUUUUUUUGGCCCGCCGAAGAACCCGGAGGCAUGCCUCAUGAAUAUAUUAUGACCGUCCUGAGCUUCGGGGCAACCUGCUCCCCAGCCACAACCGAAUACUGCAUGAACCUUAAUGCCCAGCGAUUCGCCAAAGAAUUCCCACGUGCUGUAGAGGCCAUCACGAAACAGCACUAUGUGGACGAUAUGCUGACGAGCGUGGAGGAAGUCGAACAGGCCGUUAAGCUGGCGAAAGAAGUCCGCCACAUUCAUUCUCACGCAGGAUUCGAGAUAAGAAACUGGCACUCAAAUUCCGAUCACCUACUGAACAAACUUGACGCUAAACCGCACGUCGAAACGAGCCUCAGCAUAGAUUCAGACUGCCAUCGAAAAAAUACUCGGCAUGUGGUGGGAUACGAAAACAGAUUGCUUCACCUUCAAGCUUUCCCCACGACACGAUGGCGACCUGCUCUCGGGACGAAAAAUCCCAACGAAAAGAGAACUCCUUCGAACACUGAUGACUAUCUUCGACCCACUGGGACUGAUUGCCAACCUCCUAAUGUAUCUGAAAGUGCUUUUACAGGAAGUAUGGAGAUCCGGUGUGGGCUGGGACGAGAAGAUUAGCGGCAAUCUUCUGGAUAAAUGGAGAGUGUGGCUUCGAGUGCUUCCAGGCGUUCAAUCAGUUGCGGUACCUAGGUGCUACCGCAAACAUACCUCAGCGUCCGAUGAAACGACGACAAUCGAACUCC